Molecule: messenger RNA, 429 nt
Organism: Anthostomella pinea
Lineage: Eukaryota; Fungi; Ascomycota; Sordariomycetes; Xylariales; Xylariaceae
Source: the annotation of a GenBank genome assembly
AUGGCAGAGGCGAUCGGUGUGUUUGCCAGUGGCGUGGCAGUCGUCCGACUGACUGCCGGCAUUGCCACAGCUGCAUUGAAGCUCAAACGGCUCUGGGACGAGGUCAAAGACGUACCUGAGAACAUCCAAAGCUUAUUGGAGCAGAUCGACAUCCUACGACUAGCCGCAGAAGACACCCAGCAUGGCCUGGACCAAUUUGCUCCUGUCUGCUCAGCAGAGACGAUUGUACGAUACUGCCAAAAAGCUGAGCAUUCGAUCUCGGAGCUUGUCGACACCAUGAGCUCUCAUAUCAAUUCCAGCAAGUCAUUCAAAAGAGGGUUCGGCAAGAUCAGGUUCUGGAUGAGAAAAGACCUACUUCAAGCUCACGAACGCAAUCUGCGGAACGCUUUCGAGCUGCUGAUGCUGGUAAAUCAACAGCACAUGAAGUAA